AUGACUUCGAUAAGUAGCAAAGAAAAGGAAAGGUCGAUCAAGUUCCAAUUGCCAUCUCACUUUAUAGACUAUCUAAGAACAGUCCACGAAUACCAUAAAAGAACUCCAAAAGCACCAACAACAACAAUCAUGUCGGGAUCAGAGCCUACUUUGGUAUGGGGGAGUUGUCCUCAGACUUUUCGAGGAGCAGUUGCCUUUUGGACGCUCGGGAUGCAGUUCCACCCGGGCGGAGCGCUAGGAGCUUGCCGAGUACUAUGGUCCUGUGCUGCGCGUGUAUCACCGGCCAGUCCGCUUCCGUUCGUUCAUCUGGGCUGUGAGUGUGUCGCCGGCUCAGAUACGAUCUUGAACACUCUGUUGAGAUGCUGGGCUUUGGGUCAGACAUUGAAUCGUCGAAGACACCAACCUCGCUCCGAAGUUCGUCGGGCCGGCGCGGCGGAGAUUCCCUCUCCCUCUCCGACCCUCACCAACGACCAUCACCACAUACAUUUGACGAACCAAGGUGAUCGUCGUUCCGGGAAGGAGGAGAGGGAUCUCCUUUUAUUUGAACACCAACUGCGGGAGGGGGAGACGGAGCGGGCUGCCAGGCUCCAACUGGAGCAAAUGGAGUUUAAUCAUUAUCUCCGUAUAACGGAGAUGGAGACUCGUGCGCGCCUCAGGGAGCGAGAGAUGGGCCUUCGGGAACGUCAGUGGCGCCUUCGGGCACAGAAGAUUAUUUUCUUCUCUUCCUUGGCGCUCUUCGGAGCUUACGUUUUGCUUCUGUUUCUCCGCCUUUGGGCAAACAACUAUGUUUCGGGAGGAGAGGGAGGAGAGGGGGGAGAGGGUAUUGUGUGGGUAGAUGAGGUGGUGGAGGUGGUGGCGGGGUGGGUGGAGGGAGAGGUGAAUGGAUGGUACGGGGAAUGGGUGGAUUUGGAUGUAUAG
Botrytis byssoidea is the source of this 918-nucleotide messenger RNA. RefSeq lists its product as uncharacterized. The transcript has 7 exons. Bases 1 to 918 code for a protein of 305 amino acids. Lineage: Eukaryota; Fungi; Ascomycota; Leotiomycetes; Helotiales; Sclerotiniaceae. The record is from RefSeq and is a predicted model, not a curated record.